AGUUAGCAGCUUAUCGUUGAUUCUGACUUGUUCCUGUAUUCGUGUUCGCCACAUUAUUUAUUUUUCAGACUUUUAACUAUGGUAACACUGCAGUUUGACAGAUCUCAAAAGAUGGAUGGAGAAUCGUAGGAGGAGAAAGCAGAUAAGUUUUGUUGAAAAGUUAAAUAGAAGGAAAUUUAUAUGGGAAUUUGUUAAUUUUAUUAUUUGAAAGUGAUCAAAACUUGUUAUUUUCAAUACAAAAGUUAAAGGUGUGUUUUCAAUCAAAAUUCAGUGCUGAAAGAGCUCAAACACAUAAAAAAAGAAAAUGUCCUUGCAUCGGCCAAUAAUUCUAGAUUUCCCAGAAACAAGCAAGAAAAAUAUGAGCACUAAGAAAAAAAAAAAGAUGUCGCAAGGUUUAACGUCGCUGCAGGGCGGCUCUAACAAGGUGUUUAUACAACGCGAUUAUAGCGAAGGCACCUCUGUCAAAUUCCACACACGACUCCCCAGCGAAUUAGAAGGCCUGAUUGAGCGGCAAGUAUUUGAGUCGACCAUUAAUCGGCUAAAUGAAUUUUUCGCGGAAGCCGAAAAGGGUUCUUGCAGUACAUAUUGUGAAGGUUGCAUCGGAUGCAUUACCGCUUAUCUUGUGUACAUGUGUUCGGAAACACACUAUGAAAAGACUCUUCGAAAAAUAUCCAAAUUUAUUUCUUCCCAAAACGAGCGAAUUUACAAUCCGAAGGGAUUGCAAGUUAUCGACCCCACAUAUCGAGGUUUGCGCGUCAUAGAAAUAUCCGUGUUAGAUCGUCCAGGGCGAACGUGACUCCCGCUUUCUCAUUCAACCGAAGAGUUUUUCAUGUGAAAAUAUUUGGUGUAAUAACAACAACAAAGGCAUCCAAAUAAUGCUCCGAUUAUUCACAAUUUUAUUAUCAUUUUUUAUCAUUUUUAGAACGAAAGCCAAGUCUAAUUUAACCAUCUCUAGUUACUCCUGAUUGUAAUAUAUUUAUGUAAAUCAACUGUAAUAGAUUCUGGCUUAUGUUCAAAAAGCCAUGAAAACGCAAAAACCACAACAAUUUUGACUUCUGAAGUUAAUCAACAAAAAUACUAUUUAUAAAUAUUGUGUGAAUAGAUUUGAAUUAAGAAAAUAUUACAUAUUAUGCCCUAUUUAUAUUAUUUGUACUGAAUUUAUAUACCCAAAAAACAAAAGUCCUAAUAAGUAAAGCCUCUAUAUCCAACUAGGGCAUAGACGAUUGGAGUUAGUAAAAAUUGAAAUAAUUACGACUUAAAAGUUGUAAGCAGAAUUUCACAAACCAACUAGUGUUUCAUCUAAAUCCAGUUGUGUACUGAUAUUUAUACAAACUGUUAUAAAUUCAGAAAACAAAAUCUACAUAUUGUGUGAAAGUCACUAAUUAAUUUUGAACAAAGUAAAAAAAUUUAAUGUGUAAACGUUCGUAUUCCAGCUCAUAAGCACAUUAAUGCGUUGCAACAAAAACUGAUAAUGUUAAUUAAAAAGAAUACUAAUAAAAAUAUCGACUUAAAAUGUGAAUGUGUGUGUUUGUGCCAUAUUGGACAAAAUAAAUUUAAUCAGCAAAAAUUUAAAUAGUUAACAGUAAAACACAUUGAUUUGUGUGGUUAUCCAGUAUAUUGUUUUAUUUUUAUUUAAUACAAUAAAUUUAAUCUGCUUUUCCAAUCGUAAAUUUCAAUCCUAACCUUAUAUAAACAAAACUAAAUCAUAUAUAAGUAUACACAAAUAAUUUAUUAAUUUUCUGUUUGGUCUUAUGCUGUCUGAAGUUUGAACAUGAAGGCGCAUAGAAAAGUAGUCUAAUCAUUGAACCCGUUUUGAUCGAAAAAAUGCUGAUUCCAUCGAGAAAUAUUACGUUGAUAUCACUGAAGUUGUUUCGAAAAUAAAAGUUUCGCUUACCGACUCAAUAAAAUACAUUCCAUGUGUAAAUAAUGGAACUAAUUUGGAAAGCA
Bactrocera oleae (olive fruit fly) is the source of this 1947-nucleotide messenger RNA. RefSeq names its product golgin subfamily A member 7. Gene Ontology annotation, cellular component: palmitoyltransferase complex. The record is from RefSeq and is a predicted model, not a curated record. Lineage: Eukaryota; Metazoa; Arthropoda; Insecta; Diptera; Tephritidae. Gene Ontology annotation, biological process: protein targeting to membrane; peptidyl-L-cysteine S-palmitoylation.